Molecule: messenger RNA, 1077 nt
Organism: Trachymyrmex cornetzi
Lineage: Eukaryota; Metazoa; Arthropoda; Insecta; Hymenoptera; Formicidae
Exons: 3
Coding region: 1-1077 (358 amino acids)
Molecular function (GO): nucleic acid binding; RNA-DNA hybrid ribonuclease activity
Source: RefSeq, a predicted model, not a curated record
AUGGUGGCUGCCUUCCUUAACAUCACCGGAGCGUUCGACAAUGUACAUCCUUCCGCUAUCAUGAACGAGCUCAAAAACGUCGGAACACCAGCCGUGAUUAGAAAAUUUGUGGAAAAUUUGAUUAUUGCUAGGACAGUGCAUUUCCUGGAAGAUGGGAAUAUCAGCGACAAAUACUUUGCUUAUAAAGGCACCCCUCAGGGAUCAGUUCUCAGUCCCUUACUCUUCAACUUAUCCCUCAGCAGGAUCAGGGAAUGUGUGGGGGAAGCUGAAUUCCUCCAGUAUGCGGAUGAUAUUGUCAUCUUCGUUGCAGAUAGUAACCCUCUAGAAGCGCUCUCCAGGGUACAAAAAGCCCUUAAUAACAUCGCAGUUUUCCUCAACGAUAAAGGUCUGGACCUCUCCCCCUCUAAGUCCAAAUGGAUGACGUUUACGCUUCAAAAAAACAAGCCAAUUGCCAGCCACUCGCUUAUGAUUAAACAACAAGCCGUUCCGAGGACGGAGCAGAGUAUGCCUGCUCUAUUCGCCUGGCAUGACAAUCCCAACAUCUUCCUUAAAUUGGAAAGGUUACAGUAUAAAGCCAUCAGAAUAGCACUGGGAUACAGACAACCAAUUAACGUAAUGCUGUGCGAAGCAAGAGAACUAUCUCUAAAACUCAGAUUCGGCUUCUUGAACGAGAGGUUCAUCUUAAAGUGCAUGUCCAAAAAGAACCAUCCGGUCAUCGAUAGCCUAGAACAUGUGGAGAGGAUACCGCUAACUGCCAAUCAGAGAGGGUUCAUUCGGGUGGCACUCACGGAAGCAUGGGCCAUUUUGCAAGCUCUAACACUCGCGUUAGAUGCGGGUUAUUCCAGAAUCAUAAUUUUCUUUGACUCUCGGAGCGUGCUGGAAGCUGUCAGUUCAGACAAACUAGUUAACGAUAACUACCUUAUCCACAGAAUAAAGCAACUUCUGCUGCAAUUGGAAGAGAUCGGUAUUGAGAGCACUUUCUUUUGGAUUCCUGCGCAUAAAGGUAUCCUGGGGAAUGAGGUGGCUGAUGAAGCAGCUAAGGACGCAUGUGACUCGGGCGCGAGGAGAUUCUUCUGA